AUGCGGAUAACGGCAGCCGAGCCUGGCAAGGUCAACUUCGAGCUACCGAUUGAGAAGCAUCACACAAAUCGACUGGGAAUAUUGCACGGUGCUACACUCGCUACAAUGGUUGAUACCAGCGGCUCGCUUGCCCUUGCUUCUCGUGGUCUCUAUUCAACCGGUGUCUCGACGGAUCUCAACGUCACGUAUCUGAAUGCAGGUGGGAAGAUUGGGGAUCUCGUCAAAGGAGAGGUAAUAUGCGACAAGUUUGGCAAAACACUCGCAUACACGUCGGUGAAGUUUAUGAACAAGAACAACGAGAUUGUGGCCCGAGGUAGCCAUACUAAAUUUGUCGCUCUGGCGUGGAAGGAUGAGAAGAACAUUGUCGAUGAAUUAAAGCCGGUUGUCAAUGAGUCGAAAACCAGAGAGACUGCUCGCACGAAUUUGAAAUAG
Molecule: messenger RNA, 432 nt
Organism: Exophiala aquamarina CBS 119918
Lineage: Eukaryota; Fungi; Ascomycota; Eurotiomycetes; Chaetothyriales; Herpotrichiellaceae
Exons: 2
Coding region: 1-432 (143 amino acids)
Molecular function (GO): fatty acyl-CoA hydrolase activity
Source: RefSeq, a predicted model, not a curated record